CGCUUCUUUGCAAAAACGUCGUUUUCUCCUGCCGGUUCUAGAAAACCAACCACGAGUUGUCGUCGUGUGGGAGAAUCCAUCUUGAAGAGAGCUCUCCGGCCGUGACCAGUAAAAACAGUACAAAAUGUCCGAAGCCGACCAGCAGUACAUGGAGACGUCGGAAAACGGCCACGAGGUGGAGGAUGACUUCAACGGAGCCGGCCACGCCGAGGAGGGGGACGAGGACGGCGGCGCCGCCGACGGCUGCGGGGAGGGCGCGGGGCCCGAGGCGGACGGAGACUCGCAGAACGGCGGCACGGAGGGCGGCCAGAUCGACGCCAGCAAGGGCGAGGAGGAUGCCGGGAAAAUGUUUGUCGGUGGCCUCAGCUGGGACACGAGCAAGAAGGAUCUCAAAGAUUACUUCUCGAAAUUUGGCGAGGUGACAGAUUGUACCAUCAAGAUGGAUCAGCAGACAGGCCGGUCAAGAGGCUUCGGAUUCAUUCUCUUUAAAGACGCGGCCAGUGUAGACAAGGUUCUUGAGCAGAAGGAGCACCGGUUAGAUGGCCGACAGAUCGACCCAAAGAAAGCCAUGGCCAUGAAGAAGGACCCAGUCAAGAAAAUCUUCGUGGGAGGCCUUAACCCCGACACCUCAAAGGAAGUCAUUCAGGAAUACUUUGGAGCAUUUGGAGAGAUCGACACCAUUGAGCUGCCACAAGAUCCAAAGACCGAGAAGAGGAGGGGAUUUGUAUUUAUUACAUACAAAGACGAAGGCUCCGUCAAAAAAGUCAUGGAGAAGAAAUACCACACAGUCGGUGGAAGCAAGUGUGAAAUCAAAAUAGCCCAGCCCAAAGAGGUCUACAUGCAGCAGCAGUAUGGCGCCCGAGGAUACGGAGGACGUGGCAGGGGGCGUGGAGGUCAGGGCCAGAACUGGAAUCAAGGCUACAACAACAACUACUGGAACCAGGGAUACAACCAGGGUUAUGGUUAUGGACAGCAAGGCUAUGGAUAUGGCGGCUAUGGCAACUAUGACUACUCUGCUGGUUAUUACGGCUAUGGGGGUGGCUACGAUUACAACCAGGGCAAUACAAGCUAUGGGAAAACUCCAAGACGUGGAGGCCACCAGAGUAGCUACAAGCCAUACUGAUCACGCGUAGUGCAGGUAUGCAUUCUUGCAUCAUCCGUGGUAGUAUGAGAAAGUAGCUGUAACCAUUAGUGCCUUUUGAGCCCAAGGAUGUCCAUCUACUCUAAAUCCAUUCAAGCAUUGUGGUGGGGUUAGGCUAGGUCGUGACGUGUGGUCUGUGAUCAUCAGAGAUGGAUUCAUUCCACCUGUCAGCCAUCUUGAGAUGCAUCUCUACAAAGACUACUUGAUCAAUAAGGAUUAAGUUGGAGGUGGUUGAAAACGGGAAAAAAAAAAGAUCGUUUCAUUUUUCACCGGGGUGCUAGCUAGCGGUCGUGUUCCCCGUCCCCAAAGUGUGUCUGUCCAUUCAUUCACUGACCUGUCAAAAUCAUUCAUGCACUUGUGUCUUUGUUUAACUGCAUGCCGCGUUUGGUUAAUUCUCAGUAACGUAAAGCACCAUGUUUUUCUCUUAAGGUCUAAAGUAAAUAUGAAAAAGAGAUCCAUGGUCUGACCACAGCGAACAUGGGCUCUGGCUAUUCCUUUGGAGUUGGCAGAAAUUUGGACUCAUGCUCCAUUUGUACAGAUCAAGUGAGGAACUGGGGAAGCAAAUGUCACUUUUCCACUUUUUAUUUUAUAUUGUUUUGUGUCCAUUUACAUUUCCAGCAAUGGAAGUGUUAUUUUUACUGUACUUUUUGGUACCUUUUUUGAAUCUAAUGUAUUGUAUGGUUGUAUUUUUACAUGUCUACUGGAUUUACAGAUGUGCAGGAGCAAGAGCUUUUGAAGCUCAUAAAUAAAACAAUAUUGUUUUUUUUUUUUUUCCUUUUGGUGUUUCUAGAUUUUUAGUUAUAUAUAUUUUUUUCCUAUGCUGAGUGUUGGAUGCAAGUUGCAUGGCUUCAGAUGUGGGGUGAUGUAAAAUAAGGGAUUUAAAAUAAUCAAAGGCUUCUUUGUAAGUGUGUCCAUCGAGUAUUGCAGAUGGCCUUGUAGACAAAGACAACCACCAUCUUAUUUUAUUUUCUUCUUUUUCUUUUGGCUUUUAAGGAGUUUUUUUUUUUUUUCCCCUAUCAUGUCUGCAAAUUUUAAGUGACUUAACUAGUGUUAUACAACUGAACGCAAGCCUGUUGAUGUAAGAGGGUACUCCCUCUGUCACUGAAAUCUCAUUCCUCUAGUGUCUUGAGCAAAUUGGUAGAAAUAAACUUUUCAUUUAUAUUACAAACAGAUCUUUUUGUUAUUAUUUGUAAAGUUAAUGUUAAAUGUCUAAACUGUUAAAUGGCUUGCUUGUUUUGCAUCUCAUAAUAACAUCUCCAUGGACGCCUCUCUGGGAAGCUGUGGGAGAGGGCCUCACUGCCAGCAGGAUAACUGGCAUUAAUACUUGUUAAAUGUCAAAAAGCAUAACAUGAGCUUUUUUUUUUUUAAUUUUUAUUUAUUUCGUUUUUUAAAUAAAUGUCCAGUAGUUAAA
Messenger RNA from Cololabis saira (Pacific saury), 2552 nucleotides. Its product is annotated as heterogeneous nuclear ribonucleoprotein A/B-like. Gene Ontology annotation, biological process: regulation of gene expression. Gene Ontology annotation, molecular function: RNA binding. The record is from RefSeq and is a predicted model, not a curated record. NCBI's taxonomy places the organism in Eukaryota, Metazoa, Chordata, Actinopteri, Beloniformes, Belonidae. Bases 125 to 1123 code for a protein of 332 amino acids. The transcript is spliced from 8 exons. Gene Ontology annotation, cellular component: nucleoplasm.